Molecule: messenger RNA, 3094 nt
Organism: Octopus bimaculoides (California two-spot octopus)
Lineage: Eukaryota; Metazoa; Mollusca; Cephalopoda; Octopoda; Octopodidae
Biological process (GO): polysaccharide biosynthetic process
Molecular function (GO): transaminase activity; pyridoxal phosphate binding
Source: RefSeq, a predicted model, not a curated record
AUCCUUAGAUUAAGAUAAAAAAUAAAGUCAUCUUUGAGUGUUUUUAUUUAUUUAUUUUUUUUUAUUCAUCUGUCCGUGUUGACAAGCGCGCUUGAUCCAGGCAUGACCAAGCGCACCAAAUCAGCGGCGAGCUACCAAGAGAAAUGUCGAACUUGUGCAACACUCUGCCUUAUUCUUGCAUCUACCUCGAUGUCGACUGGAAGAGUAUUUUAUGUGCCCUGAAGGACUGUUUAUCAAUAUAUCAUUCCAUCACCCGAAAGCAAGUGAUUGAAAGAAUUCGGAAUAUCUGGACAAAACCUCAAAAUCAGAACUUUGUACUACCAUGUCUGUCUGUACGGAGUGGGCUAGAUUUGUAUCUUCAAGUUCAAAACUUCCCUCCUGGAUCCGAGAUAAUUGUUUCAGCUGUGAAUAUCCCUGAUAUCCCUUACAUCAUCCAUCAUCAUGGACUUCAGAUUGUCUCCCUUGAUAUUGAUGUUGAAACAACUGCACCAAAGAUUGAUUUCUUUGAACAUCUGAUCAGCAAAAAGACUGUUGCUCUUUUAGUUGCUCACAUUUAUGGAAAGAUUUUUGAUCUCACACCUUUCAUUGAAAUAACUAAAAGACACAACCUUGUCGUGAUAGAGGACUCUGCAGAAGGUUUCUGUGGUUUUAAUUACUUAGGACAUCCAGAAGCAGAUAUCACUUUAUUUAGUUUUGGAACCAUUAAAUAUUGUACAUGCUUAGGUGGUGCCAUUGCCAAAAUCCGUGACAAAGCUAUUUAUGAAAAGAUGGACCAUAUACAAGAUAACUAUUCCUGCCAAAGUUCAAACAAUUAUUUAAAGAAAAUAAUGAAAUGUUGUUUACUUUAUCUUCUUCUUGACUGUCCUAAUCUGAUUAAACCAAUUUUAUGCAUCCUCCAGAUUUUAUAUUUAGAUUAUCGACAGAGUGUCACAAAGCUGGUCCGGGGUUUCCCAGGUGAUUUAAUGUAUCUAAUUCGGUUCCAGCCAUCAUUAGCAUUACUGUUGGUCAUGUUGCAUAGGUUUGAGACAUUCUCUCCUGAUGAAAUAAACAUAUGUUGUUUCAAAGGGGAAUAUGUCAGUCAUCAACUGGCAAACAUUGUAACUGUUGUUGGUCAUAAAUCUCCUAUCAACACCUACUGGCUCUUCCCCAUCAUAGUGAAAAAUCCAUUUGAGGUGAUGAAUGGGCUAAACUCUCUUGGAGUUGAGGCACACCGUUCAUCUACACAGCUGACUUUUAUUGAAUCCGACCAGAAACCUGAAGACACUUCUGUUGACUUAGUGCCUUACUACCCUCAUGAAGCUAAACAUUUGAUGAAAAACAUUAUCUACUUACCUGUUACAAAAGCUGUACCAUUCCAUGUUCUUGACCAAAUGACCAUUGCAGUUAAAUAUAUUGUAACAAAGAAUAAAUAUGAAUAUUCUCAUAAAAUUCUAUCUAAACUAUAAAAUCAAAUGUUUAUCAUGGAAACAGAUGCCAUUUUUUUAUUAUUCAAAAGAACUUCAGCUAUUUUCUGCUCAAAGACAAUUUUUUAAACUUAAAAGUUUUAUUUAUUUUAUAUAAGUGUCCAUUUUAAAUAUUUUCUGUAAUUUGGCACUUUUGAAUUUGUAUUAAUUAUCUAAUUUUAUUCCAAAAUCUACAAGUUAUUUUUCUUUCCACAUUCUUAAAACCCUUCCAAGGUGAAAAAUGUGAAUUAAAGGGGAAAAAUUUUUUAAAGCAUGAAUGCUAUUAGAAAUAAUACAAUUACAUUAUGAUUUGGGUGUUUAUAAUAUAUACUGGAAGUCAAAACAAAAAUUCUUAUAUAAUUAAUAUUCAUUCUUUUGCUGAUUCAGUCAUUUGACUAUGACCAUACUGGGGCAUCUCCUGUAAUUAUAUUGAUUAUAAAACAUCACAACUUCACUGGUAUUUAUUUUAAUGACUUCCAAAAGAUAACGAGACAGGAGUGACUUAGGCAGGAUUUGAACUCUGAAUGUAAAAGAAUGUAACCAAAUAACACAGAGUAUUCUGUUUGGUGCUUCACUAAUUCUUCUUUCCUCUGCCCAUCCCAUGUCAACGGAAUUUCUUUUUUUUCUUUUCUUGUGAGCAAUGAAGGGAUACUUUCUUGUAAUAUUUAGGAAUUUAUCAUCCCCUCAUCAGUAAGUUUCUAAAAUAAUAUAUCUGUUAUUUGUCAAUUAUCAAUGAAGACAACUUUAAAAUAAUUUCUUAGAAUACAUUAUGUUUAGUUCUCUAACCCAUACCAGCAUGGAAAACAGACGUUAAAUGAUGGUGUGUGGUGUGUGACAUUACAUUUUCAUAUAUAAUUGUUUAUCACAAUCUUUAUUUCAUAGUUCUGACCAUGUUUAGAGUAGCAUACCAAUAACUUCUUUGUUUUUUACUCCCUGAAAUAGUAUCUGUUGAGUAUAUAUCUCCCUUACCUUAAAAUCAUUCAACCUUGAACAGAUAUACUGGAGUAUUAGACCACCAACUCAUGAAUCAUGAGUUCAAAUUAACUGCUGACUUCUCAUUGAAUUUCUGAAUAGAUCACUUUAUUCUGUAUUGCCUCACUUCAUCUUGCUGUUGGAACAGAUACCAGGUCAUCUGGGAAAGUUACCUAAAAUAUUCCAACAUCCUGUCCAAGAGUGGAUUUAUGUUUCAUAUAUUUCACACCAUAAAACUAGUAUUAAGCAUCAGUUCCUAUGAAGCUCUUCAGACUUCCAGAUAUUAUUAUUGUUAUUAUUAUUUAUAAUAGAAGGAAAGACUACAAAGAUGAACAAGGAAGGGGUUCUUAUGGAAAACAGUUCUAGGAAGAUUCGAUUAAGUAUUAUUGUUUAUCAUGAGGUACAGCAAUUAACACAUCUUAAGUAUUAAUGAGACAAUGAAAAUUCUCACAAUAUUUUUCAAGACUUGAGGCAAGUGGAAAUAUAUUACUUCUAAGAUAAUACUCCCAAUUUAAUGUCCUAACAAAUGUUAUAAAUAAUCUCAAUGAGGAUGUAUACUAUUUUGUUACUACUAAAACUGCUUGACAAUUAUCACUAUUUUAUAUUUUUCUAAUCAUGAAGUUGAUGGUUGAUAAUUUUAUUUUUAUUGAUAAAUAAAUGCAUAUAUAUUAAUUUAUAUA